Amphiprion ocellaris (clown anemonefish) is the source of this 8145-nucleotide messenger RNA. It is a transcript of the gene gpr179, whose product is annotated as G protein-coupled receptor 179. Gene Ontology annotation, cellular component: membrane. The coding region runs from base 685 to 6117 and encodes 1810 amino acids. Gene Ontology annotation, molecular function: G protein-coupled receptor activity. Gene Ontology annotation, biological process: G protein-coupled receptor signaling pathway. The record is from RefSeq and is a predicted model, not a curated record. The transcript has 11 exons. NCBI's taxonomy places the organism in Eukaryota, Metazoa, Chordata, Actinopteri, Pomacentridae.
GGCAAGGGAAGGAUGAGAGAGAGGGGUGGGAGUGGAGAAGUGGAAGAGCAUCCAAGCCGCCGUCAGAUGGACUGAAAGCUCUUUGGAGCAACAGAUAGCAGAGCGGGAAACAGAAAAGAGAAGUGGAGAGAAACGAGAGAAAUCUGCUCUUCUCCCUUCAUCCCUCCAUCUCAACAACACACUCUCUCCCCCUCCUCCCACCUGACACGGGGAUCCCCCAACUUUAAGGCUUUUCCCUCCUUCUCCUCCUUCUCCUCCUCCUCCUCCUCCUUCUUGCGUACUCUGCGUCUGCUUUGCUCCGAAAACGGAGACUGAGAGGCACCGGACGGACUGCAGGGAUGCGGGGAUUGCUCCCCUCGUCAGUCACCUCUUCCUACCACCGACACCGAGGACUCGCAGGUUUAAUCAUUUCUCCGUGCAGCGCAUGUGUCCGUGUGGUGCACAGAUGGAGCUGUGCGCUCCGAGUGUGAGCGCUCCGCAGACCGAGUGGCAGCGCUUCUCCCGGACACCUGCUGCUGCAGUGCCUCGCUGAUAUGAAGAUGAAGAAAUCCCCACGAGAAGUCCAAACCUCCGCCAACAUGUGACGUUUUUCUCUUCAAAAGGAAUUCCAAAGGGGCCAAAAAGUGUUGUCGGUGUGUGACCCCCUUCAGUCCUCCGGGUUUUCUCCUCCAGAGUGAAUCCAGGAUGGGUCCUGUUUGGCUUCUUCUCCUGCUUCCAUCCGUCCUCAGAGCGCAGGUGACUCCAGACUUCCCCUCAGGAGUUACUUUGGAGAUAUCCAACAGUACUGACUCUUUAACAAACACUACAAGAAAUCCAGAAAUCAGCAGCAGUCCCACAGGUCCCACCAGCCCCAAUAGCUCCACGGUUCCCAGCAGUCCCACAGAGCCUUCUGAGUUUGCAAUGAUGCCUUCAGAAGCUCCCACAGAAGAGGAGGAAGACUGGUCACCAGCAGAGACCUUCCUGUACACCGGGGACCCUUCCACUCUGGAGGUUGCCCGCUGCUCACGGCCGUAUAGCUCCUCUGGGCAGACUGGACCCCUGCCCAUCAGUUUCAGUGCCCCCCUACGCCCACCUCUGGAUGCAUUGGCUAAUACUGCCAACUUCCUCAACAUGAUCUUCCAGGCCAGUGACCUGCGGGAGAGCACAGUGCAAGAGGAUAUGGAGUGGUACCAUGCUCUGGUCCGUGCCCUUCUGGAGGCCGACGUGCUCAUCCAGCGGGCCCUGUUCACCUUCGACGCUGACCCGACUUCACCGGUGCCACAACUGGUCCUUUGUGCCACCCGCAAUCCAACGGCCAAGGUGCAGACAAUCAUCCUCCAGGAUUUGUCCAAGGCCUGGGAGAGCCUGCACCCGCCAGCCCCGGCCCCUGACGACAGCUGGUUCAGAAGAUUUAAAUUCCCUGAGUCCAACCAGCCCGUGGCGGCCCUGUCAAAGAGGGUGCUCCUCAACGAUCUCAACACCUUGGACACGCCUAAGUGGGGGCAGGGCGACAGCUAUGUGACCAAUCGCAGUGGGGUACGCUGGGCCAGUGCCCCGUUUUUGGACUGCAAGGAUGGACGCUUUGUGCCUGGCUGGAUGCUCACUCUGUCCACCUCCUUCUAUGGCCUCAAACCUGACCUGACACCAGAGUUCAGAGGUGUGAUCCGUGUGGAUGUCAACAUUCAGAACAUCGACUUGGACCAGUGUGCAACAGGGGAUGGCUGGUUUGCUGAUACUCACCAGUGCAAUCGCACCAGCAUGGAGUGCGUGCCGAUUCCAGGCCAGGGGUUUCGACUGGGUCAGUACUGCUGCCGCUGUAAAGAGGGAUUUUACAACCCUGACAUCUCCCCGGAGGAUGCAGAUGGAGGCCCUGUGAACAGGAGUGAAGGUGGCGAUAUGUGUUUCCCGAACAUGCCCAUCUGCCUCCCAUGCUGGCCAGGCUGCAAGAGCUGUCAGGACGGCACCCCCUGCUGGGUGCAGGAGGGCGGGCUUCUCAGGGCCGGUGUGCUGGCUGUCCAGGGGGUCUUCAUGCUCCUCAUCUUUGUCAGCAUGCUGGUGGCCUACCGCCAUCGUCGGAACCGGAGGAUCCGGGCGUCCGGCCUCCUGCUGCUGGAGACGAUCUUGUUCGGCUCUCUGCUCCUCUACUUCCCGGUCUUCAUUCUGUACUUCAAGCCGAGCACCUUCAGGUGUAUUCUGCUCCGCUGGGUCCGGAUGCUCGGUUUCUCCAUCGUUUACGGCACUGUCACACUGAAGAUGUACAGGGUGCUGAAGGUGUUCCUCUCACGCACAGCCCAGAGAGUGCCCUACAUGUCCAGUCUCCACUUGCUGAGGAUUCUGGGAGUGAUGCUGAUGACAGUCAGCUGGUUUCUGUGUGCGUGGACGGUGGGUGUUCUGCAGAACCGUGACAGGAACAUCCCAGUGUUCAUCACCACCACCACGUCAGAUGGACAGGGCUUCAACUUGUGUUACCUGGACCGCUGGGACUACAUGAUGGCUGUGGCGGAGCUUCUGUUCCUGUGCUGGGGCAGCUCCCUGUGGACCGCUGUCAGGCCGGUCCCCUCAGCCUUCCACGAACCUCGGUAUAUGGGCAUCGCCAUCCACAACGAGCUGCUUCUCUCCUCCAUGUUCCACCUAUUCCGGUUCACUUUUCCGUCUCUCCAUCCUGAUUGGAUGCUGCUGCUCUCCUUCACACACACCCAUGUCACCAUCACUGUGACUCUUGCUCUGCUCUUCAUUCCCAAGUUUCUCUAUGUGUCUAAGCCUGGAAGAGAGGAGAUUGCAGCAGAAGUUUAUGAAGAUGAGGUGGAUCUGCGGCGCUCUGGCUCGUACCUCAACAGCAGUUUUCACUCUGCUUGGAGUGAACACAGUGUGGACCCGGAUGACUUUCGGGAUGAGCUGAAGAAGUUAUAUGCCCAGUUAGAAGUCCACAAGACAAAGAAGAUGACCGCAAAUAACCCUCAUCUGUCAAAGAAGCGAAGCUCUCGAUGUGCACUAGGGAGAUCCAUUAUUAAACGCAUUGCUGAGAUUCCAGAAACCAUGAGUCGCCAGUGCAGUCGUGAGGAGAAAGAUGGAUCCUUCCACAGCAGAAGUGGUAAUCAUUCUGACUCUUUCAGAAGGACCCCCGACACUGUCAGUAUCAGUUACAGAAGUUCAAUGAAGUCACCUUCACCAUCCAUCCGCAAGUCCCAAAGUGAUCAUCACUAUGUCAGGGAAAGAGAGAAUUCCUUGCGUGACUCCAUGCUAAAGGCCAAUUCUGUGAAAAGAUCCUCUCAGCGAUCUGAGACGGAUUCCUUGGAUAUUCCAGCGGGAGUCUGUAAGUCAGCCAGUGCCCAGAAUCUGACAAUUGAUACCAAUCUUCUGCAUCCCGAUCACACCAGGCUUCAUAAAUCCUGGAGCCUAACCUCAACCACCACGCAUUCCAUGGAGAACUUACCCAAGGUUUCCAGAGCCAGCACAAUGCGGUCAAGGCAGAGCCUUUCCAUAGGUGACCAGACCAGGAGUGCUCUCCAGUCAGAGUCAUUUGACAAGGCUGAGGUCUGUCCUUGGGAGGUAGAGCAAGAACAAUCAGGUGACAAGAACCAGAAGCAUGUCACUUAUGCAAACUCUGGCGACAGUGAAGAAAAAGGGCCAUCAUCCCCACAAUCACUUAUCUGUCCCUGGGACCAUUUACCACCUGUAGAAAAGACUCCUUCUGUGGACAAAGGACUACAAGGUGAAAAUGAGUCACAGAAACCUCAGAGUCCUGUGUCUGCAAGUGCACCAGGCUCUCCAAGACCAAAAGUCACAAAGGAUCAGCGUGUCUUCUCCUUCCGUACCACCACCACCAAGUGGCUCUCUGUGAAAUCAUUUAUUGGAUCUGUGGAUGGAAGUAGCAAGUCCAGUAAAGAUGGAAACUUAAAUAAAGAGGAUUCUGUUUCACAAAAAAGCCAGGAAAGCGCUUCAACAACACCAAGGUCAGGAACGUCUAGUAGACGUCCAAGUGUGGAAAAGAGGUCACUGCAAAAGAGAAGCAUGACAACAGCAGACGGAAAGCCAUGCCUUGUGAAGCAAAAUGCAAUCAGACUAUCCUCUGGGGAUUCCUCUGACAGAAGCCCACGGAGGCUUGUGAUUGUAAAAUCUGCCAUCUACCCAUGUGACGUGGAUGACAUGCAAAAAGAUGGCACCUACGAAAAUGUGUUUUUGUCAAGGCAGAACAGCAAAUGUAGUAGCAUAAGUUCUUGGGAGACUUCCAGCAGCUCCAGAACUCCGUCAACCCACAGAAGAGGUAGUCAUCGAAUUACACCAGCUCGUAAUGUUUCUCAUGCAGAUGUGUGUCCAUGGGAAGGAGCUGCUUCUUCACAGCAAGGAGGGGAACCAAAGAAGCAGCAGAGCAUUAAAGCUGAUGUCUGCCCUUGGGAAUCACAGGUACCUGAACGAACUAAUAUAUGCCCAUGGGACUCUCAAGAACAAGGGAAUGUGAGAAAACAAGAAAGCGGUCGUGGUGACGUGUGUCCUUGGGAAUCACAGGAUAUUCCUGUUAUAUCUAAUACUACUCUGCAUAAAAAUUCACAGACUCAACAAUCUUUGAAACGUGUAGCAGACAUAUGUCCCUGGGAAACUGCAGAAACUCCCCAAACUUCAAUAAGACAAGAUAGUGAAUAUGCUAACGUUUGCCCCUGGGAUGUUCAGGACAAAGCAGAAGUUGUAUAUGAAAACCUAAAUCCUCUUGAGCACAAAGGACAAGGGACUCUGAUGGUGCCCUUUCAACAAGAAGUUAUGAAAGCUGCCAUCUAUCCCGGUGCAUCAAAAGAAAUGUCAAGUAAUCAGCAUCAAUUCGAUGCAAUGUCACCUGCCCUUACUUGGGGUAAACAAGUCACCAAGACAGCAGAAAGUUGUCCAUGGGAGUUUCCUGACCCUCCAAAAAUCCUGGAAGUUCUUUGCACAUCUGAAGAAGCAAGCACUGAGCCAAUAAAUACAGACUCAACUUCACAAAUGACAAUCAAGGUGGAUAUUUGUCCCUGGGAAGGUGAACAACAGGACAAACCAGAAAAAGACUCCACACCCUUGAAAGCUGUUGCAGCACAAACUGAAGGGAAAGACAGCACAAGAAUAAACGUAUGCCCUUGGGAAACUGAGAUUCCUGAAAAACCUGCAGCUACCAAAACAGUGUCACAAGGACUGAAAAGACCAGCUGAUGUCUGCCCGUGGGAAACUGAAGAACCAGGAACACCACAGACCCCAAAAACAUCAGAGAGUCAGAGAAGACAAAACACGGCUCCGGCAAAUGUUUGUCCUUGGGAGACAGAAGAAGCAGGAGCAGUCAAAACUGAAGCACCAAAACCACCAGAGAAACUGCAAAGACAGAACAAUUCCCGGGAAGAUGUCUGUCCAUGGGAAAUGGAAGCCCCAAAAGUUCUGAAAAAGCAAGACAGUGCUCUGACAAAUGUUUGUCCAUGGGAGACAGAAGAACCAAAAAUUCUUAAAAAGCAAGACAGUGCUCUGACAAAUGUCUGUCCAUGGGAGACAGAAGACACUAAAGUUCUGAAAAAACAAGACAGUGCUAGAGUAGAUGUUUGUCCAUGGGAGACAGAAGAACCAAAAAUUCUGAAAAAGCAAGACAGCGCUAGAGCAGAUGUUUGUCCAUGGGAGACAGAAGACAGUAAGGUUCUGAAAAAACAAGAGAGCGCUAGAGCAGAUGUUUGUCCAUGGGAGACAGAAGACCCAAAAAUUAUUGAAAAGCAAGAUAGUGGUCGGGCAGAUGUUUGUCCAUGGGAAACAGAAGAACCAAAAAUUCUCAAAGAGCAAGAUAGUGCUCGCGAAGACGUUUGUCCAUGGGAGAGCAAAGAAUUAGACCAAGACAAAGACAAAGCUGAUAAUCUCAAUGCUGACAAAGAUGUCACAGAAAAUCAAGGGCCACUGUUGGCCGAAGAGACUCCAGUAGACCUGAGCACAGAGGAUACAGACGACUCUAAAGCAAACUUAGCCUUGGGCCGGCGUGAUGCUUUGUGUCCUUGGGAGAUGGCAAGUAGUAGAUCUGGCUCAUUCACAGACAAUGCCUCAGAUGUCUUUACAUGGGAACCUGAGAAUAUUCCUGAGGAAGAUGAAGAAGACGAUGCAGAGUGUGCUGCUGAGGCUCUUGUAUUCCCACCUGACUUGUGACUUAAACCUAGCUAGCAUCCAGUUUCGGCCCCUCCUUUUAGAAAAAGGGGAAUGUGAACUCUUUAAGACCAUUCUGCCAGUAGUCCAUUGUAGAUCAAAGGGAACUGUUUUAUCAUUUUCCUAGCUACAAAUGGAGUGCAGGUUCAACUAAAGAACAGCUUCCCUGCAGCUGGGAAAGGCGGAAGCCCUUUCUGAUGGGCAAUUGCUAAAAAAAAAUUAGGAAAGACAAAACUUAGGACUGUGUUAUUUCCAGUUUGCCUAUCCAGUUGAACCAUGCCCCUGUCCAGCUAAGAAGCAAGUUGUAAUGUGGUGGUGAGCUGGGCACUAUAGGUUGUGCAAACCUGACUAAAUAAUUGUACUAUUUAGUGAACCACAUAUAACAUACUUAUGUCCAUCACUGGUCCAGAAGUGAACUAUAGACAUUUGCUUAAUGAGGGAAAGAUGUCAAAAGCAAUUAGAUGAAGUUCCAUUUCUUCCUGCUUCUAUUCCCCUGCCCCCGCCCAGUUUAAAUGAAAACAUUUUUGACUUUGUAUGUUCUUAGGUGACAGCUCAAAUGUUUGCAGUGUACUCGAAAUAUGCUGGAACCAUGGCUGACAUGAAGAGCUCACAAAUCUAGACAAAUUCACAAAUGUAAAAACAUCACAGGGACUCUACAUAUGAAACUCUAAUCUUCAACAGCUUACAUGAGUUCAUUUUUAUUCUGAAUUUUUCUUACAAUAACUAUAUGUCGAAAGUAAAAGAAAGUGUCAAAUAGUGCCACUAGGAUUACAAUGGAUGUCAAGUUACAUUUCAGACGUAUUGAUAAAACUAUGCAUACCUGUUCGCUUACGUGACUAAUUUCCCGACUCAAUGCCAGCAUUUAGUGUUUUCACGUUUUAUACACUCCUAAUAAUGGGAAACACAACUGUAUCUCAUUUAAAGAAAUGUUUAGAAAAAGAAAGAAAUGCCAGAAAAUUGCAUAAGUUACCAUAAACCUACACUAUAACAAUUUUGCAGAUUAAAGUGGAGCAAAACCUGCCUAAUCCUUUCAUGUCUAAGUUUUUUAAAAUAAUACAGUUUUUUUGUGGAUCGAGCACACUGGACACCAGUCUGACUAACAUCGGACUAUGAAAUAAACAUCAAAGCACAGUGAAAAUGUUUGGUGAAUGGAAAGAACAUUCAAAUUGAUGGACAUAACUGCUAACUUGACUGGGAUCCAACUCCUGUGUUAGUUGAAAAGGUUUAUUACAGGAUUAUUUUAAAGGUUCUUUAUACAGACAAUAUUAUACUGACUGCAGGAGAAAAGUAAUGUUCACAUAUUAUUGAUCUCUGUAUAGAGACUAAAUUCUAAGGUCCUUCUGCAUUAAACCUUUACAGGAAUGCUGGCCAAUUAUGAGAAAUACUUUUUUUUUACAUCAUUAACUACUUAUGGAUGAGUCAAUGAUAUGUUUUAACUAUUAGAUAUGAUUACUAAUAGCUAAUAAUUUAACAAUCAGAAAUGGCCCCAUAUUUCAGUGUCGGAUAUUUAGGAAUAUUAUUUGAAAUAUUUAAAUUCUAAAUAGGAUUUUGAAACAUUAAUCACAAGUUUCAGGUAGAGUCGAAUCCAAGUUUUUGAAAGCAGUAUGCUUGCAAAGGUUUGUGGAUUGAAAUGGUGUUCUGUCUUGGUGCAAUUAAUUCACAUCUAAGCCAGCAAUUAGUUGGUGAAACUAGCAGUUGUGAGGAUUAUUUGCACUUCUGCUGCUGCAGUGUCAGUCUCAAACAGAUUUGUUUCAUUCAGUGAAUUCAGUUCAACAUUGCCCAAGCUUUUUUUGUCAAUGGAGUGACCUAGUUUUGUAAGCAACGUUGCAUGUUUGUGUGUGUUUUGAAUGAGCGUGAUGUAAAUUGUUGUCCCGUAGAAAAAAGAAAAAAGAAAAAAAAAAUCUAAUGUUGUAACGUCCUUUGGUUUGCACUGACAUGUGCUGGUAAAAGAAAGCAGGUGGAACACUUAUUUUUGUAUUUCCUAAGGUCAACAUGCAGUAUACUCAUCACAGAAAUAAACCAUUCAAUUUC